Psammomys obesus (fat sand rat) is the source of this 954-nucleotide messenger RNA. RefSeq names its product olfactory receptor 6C2-like. The record is from RefSeq and is a predicted model, not a curated record. Bases 1 to 954 code for a protein of 317 amino acids. Gene Ontology annotation, cellular component: membrane. NCBI's taxonomy places the organism in Eukaryota, Metazoa, Chordata, Mammalia, Rodentia, Muridae. The transcript has a single exon. Gene Ontology annotation, biological process: G protein-coupled receptor signaling pathway. Gene Ontology annotation, molecular function: olfactory receptor activity; G protein-coupled receptor activity.
AUGAAAAACAACACGAUAAGCACCUUCAUUCUGUUGGGACUAACAGAUGACCCUCAGCUCCAGAUUCCAGUUUUCCUGUUCCUGUUUUUUGCCUACAUGUUGAGUGUAACCGGAAAUCUGACUAUCAUAUUCCUCACUGUACUGGACUCCCACCUUAAGACACCCAUGUACUUUUUUCUACAAAAUUUCUCCAUAUUAGAAAUUUCAUUUACAUCUGCUUGUAUUCCUAGAUAUUUGUACAACAUAGCAACAGGAGACAGGUCAAUUCCUUAUAAUGUUUGUGUCAUUCAAGUGUUUUUUACUGAUGUUUUUGGAGUAACUGAGUUUUUUCUUCUGGCCAUUAUGUCCUAUGACCGCUAUGUGGCCAUCUGCAAACCACUGCACUAUGUAACCAUCAUGAGCAGCAAGAUGUGUCAGAAGCUUGUUCUCUGCUGCUGGGCAGCUGGCUUGUUGAUCAUACUCCCACCACUUACCCUGUUCCUAAAUUUGAAAUUCUGUGAGUCAAAUGUUAUUGAUUAUUUCUUCUGCGAUGCAUCUCCCAUCUUGAAGAUUUCAUGCUCAGACACUUGGCUUAUAGAGCAGCUGGUGAUUGUCUGUGCAGUGCUAACCUUCAUUCUGACCCUGGUGUGUGUUGUUCUGUCCUACAUACGCAUCAUCAAGACCAUCCUAAGAUUCCCCUCUCCCCAGCAGAGGAAAAAGGCCUUCUCCACUUGUUCUUCUCACAUGAUUGUAGUUUCAAUCACUUAUGGAAGCUGUAUUUUCAUUUACAUCAACCCUUCAGCAAAGGAAUCUGUGGCUAUCAAUAAAGGUGUAGCAGUUCUGAUGACAUCAGUUGUUCCCAUGUUGAACCCAUUCAUUUACACUCUGAGAAAUAAGCAAGUUAGGCAAGCCUUCAGUGAUUCCUUCAAAAAAAUUGCCAUGAUCUCAAUGAAGAAAGAGAAUGUACAAAUGUAG